This is a messenger RNA of Leptonychotes weddellii (Weddell seal), 3136 nucleotides long. The record is from RefSeq and is a predicted model, not a curated record. Lineage: Eukaryota; Metazoa; Chordata; Mammalia; Carnivora; Phocidae.
GCGGCUGAAGGCCCAGGAACAUCGGGUGGAGAUGGAGGAGAAGGUGAGCAAGCGGAGCCUGGAGGCUGCAGGCAAGGCCGGCCUGGCUGCCGCGGGCCCUGGGCUGCUGCCUCGGAAGCCCCCCGGCCUGGCCACCGGCCCUACGGGCGCCUACGGCAAGGCCAUGAGCCCGCCGCCAUCUCCCCGCGCUUCCCCUGUGGCUGCCCUGAAGGCCAAAGUCAUCCAGAAACUGGAGGAUGUAUCCAAGGCGCCCACGUACGCCUACCCCGCCACGCCCAGCUCCCACCCCAGCAGCCCGCCGCCCGCCUCCCCGCCGCCCACUGCUGGCAUCACCCGCAAGGAGGAAGCACCCGAGAACGUCGUGGAGAAGAAGGACUUGGAGCUGGAGAAGGAAGCCCCCAGCCCCUUCCAGGCCUUGUUCUCGGAUAUCCCACCCAGGUACCCGUUUCAAGCCCUGCCGCCGCACUACGGGAGGCCCUACCCGUUCCUGCUGCAACCCACAGCGGCCGCCGACGCCGAUGGCCUGGCCCCCGACGUGCCACUGCCGGCCGACGGGCCCGAGCGCCUGGCGCUCUCGCCUGAAGACAAGCCCAUCCGCUUGUCCCCCUCCAAGAUCCCGGAGCCUCUGCGAGAGGGCCCAGACCAAGAGCCACUGGCAGAACGGGAGGUGAAGGCUGAGGUGGAGGACAUGGACGAAGGGCCCACCGAGCUGCCUUCCUUGGAGUCGCCUCUGACACUGCCCCCCACGGAGGCCCUGGCAGCCCCAAGCCCCGCGGCUGGCUGUGGAGGCGGUCUGCUGGAGGCCCAGGCGCUGAGCGCCGGCGGGCAGGGGGCCGUGGAGCCCCCCGGGGGCCCGGACUUCGCGGAGGGGGCCGAAGCGCGGGUCGAUUCACCGGGCCGGACAGAACCGUGCACGGCCGCCCCGGACCUGGGGGCGCGGCUGACGCCAGAGACCCUGGUCGAGGCCAAGGAGGAGCCCGUGGAGGUGCCCGUCGAUAUGCCCAUGGCCGUGCCCGUGGUGGAGGCGGUGCCCGAGGAGGGCCUAGCCCAGGCGGCCCCGAGCGAGCCCCGGGCCGGCCUGGAGUUGGCGGACUGUGACGUGGCUGCUGGGGAGGGAGAAUGCCUGAGUCUGGAGGCCCGGGAGGCCGCAACUGUGCCCAGCGGCCCCUGCUUCCUGGAGGAGGAAGGCUCCGACCAGUUUCCGCCUGGCCUGGAGGACCCGUUGGCUGGCAUGAACGCCCUGGCGGCGGCUGCGGAGCUGCCCCAGGCCAGGCCCCUGCCGUCCCCGGGCACCGGAGCCCAGGCCCUGGAGAAGCUGGAGGCGGCGCAGAGCCUGGUCCUGGAGCAGAGCUUCUUGCACGGCAUCACCCUGCUGAGCGAAAUUGCCGAGCUGGAGCUGGAAAAGAGGAGCCAGGAGGUGGGAGGUGCGGAGCGGGGCCUGGCGGUGCGGCCCUCGCUGGAGAGCCUGCUGGCAGCCAGCAGCCACAUGCUGAAGGAGGUGUUGGACAGCCCCUUCGUGGACCCGCUCAAGAACCUGCGGCUUCCGCGGGAGCUGAACCCCAACAAGAAGUAUAGCUGGAUGCAGAAGAAGGAGGAGCGGUUGUAUGCCAUGAAGUCCUCCUUGGAAAGCAUGGAUGCCAUGGAGCUGGACUUCCGGAUGCGGCUGGCCGAGGUCCAGCGGCGGUACAAGGAGAAGCAGCGAGAGCUGGUGAAGCUGCAGAGACGCCGCGACUCCGAGGACAGGCGCGAGGAACCCCAUAGAAGCUUGGCACGCAGAGGCCCUGGCAGGCCGAGGAAACGGACCCACGCCCUGAGCGCCCUGUCGCCCCCCCGCAAGAGAGGGAAGAGCCGCAACAGUAGCGGAAAGCUGAGCAGCAAGCCCCUGCUGACGUCGGAGGAGUACGAGCUUGGAGCAGGGAUGAGGAAGAGACACAAGGGACCUGAGGAGGAACACGAUGCCCUCGUUGGAACGGGGAAAGCGAGGGGCAGGAACCAGCCUUGGGACGAGCACGAAGCCUCAUCGGACUUCAUGAGUCAGCUGAAGAUUAAGAAGAAGAAGAUGGCCAGUGACCAGGAGCAGCUGGCCAGCAAGCUGGACAAGGCCCUGUCCCUCACGAAGCAGGACAAGCUCAAGUCGCCCUUCAAGUUCUCGGACAGUUCUGGGGGGAAGUCAAAAGCGAGCGGGGGCUGCGGCAGGUACCUGACGCCCUACGACAGCCUGCUGGGCAAGGACAGGAAGGCGCUGGCCAAAGGCCUCAGCCUGUCCCUCAAAGCCUCCAGAGAAGGUAAACACAAAAGGGCCGCCAAAGCCAGGAAGAUGGAGGUGGGCUUCAAGGCCAGAGGCCAGCCCAAGUCGGCCCACUCCCCGUUCGCCUCGGAAGUAAGCAGCUACUCCUACAAUACGGACUCAGAGGAAGACGAAGAAUUCCUGAAGGACGAGUGGUCUGCCCAAGGCCCGUCCGGCUCCAAACUGACGUCUUCCAUCCUGUGUGGCAUGGUGGCAAAGAAUGGCAAGCCGGCUGGAGGCCCCAAGCUGAGCAAGAGGGGCCUGGCGGCCGCCCGGACUCUGAAACCCAAGCCGGCCGCGGGCAGGAAGCAGCCCUUUUGUUUGCUGCUUCAAGAGGUCGAGGCCCGUUCCUCCUUCAGCGAUUCUUCGGAGGACUCGUUUGACCAAGAUGAGAGCUCCGAGGAGGAGGACGAGGAGGAUGAGCUGGAGGAGGAGGAGGACGAGGCUGCCGGCGGCUAUAGGCUGGGGGCCCGGGAGCGGGCCCUGUCGCCAGGCCUGGAGGAGAGUGGGCUGGGCCUGCUGGCCCGCUUUGCAGCCAGCGCCCUCCCCAGCCCCACAGUGGGGCCGUCCCUAUCAGUGGUGCAGCUGGAGGCCAAGCAGAAGGCCCGGAAGAAGGAAGAGCGGCAGAACCUGAUGGGUAAGUACCGGCAGGUGGAAUGCAGGGGCACCGCUGCCCCAUCCUGCAGACCGGAAACGGGCUUGGAGAAGGGUAGGAGCAGAGCUGGGGGCCACUGGAACCAUGCCUCGUGGGCCAACCCCAUCCUGAGCAGAGUGGUACUGGUGAUGGGGGCCUGGCCUGCCCCAGGAGGGGGUUCCAGAAGCUGUGUAGGCUGACCUUCACUGUUCAUG